Molecule: messenger RNA, 4444 nt
Organism: Pistacia vera
Lineage: Eukaryota; Viridiplantae; Streptophyta; Magnoliopsida; Sapindales; Anacardiaceae
Product: protein virilizer homolog
Exons: 16
Coding region: 15-4223 (1402 amino acids)
Cellular component (GO): RNA N6-methyladenosine methyltransferase complex
Molecular function (GO): RNA binding
Source: RefSeq, a predicted model, not a curated record
UUUUAGUAUCAGAUAUGAUGGAUGUUGAAAAUGGCACUGGAGAACCUUCCAGUGGUUCUGAUUUUAAUGUUAUGGAGAAUCUUGUUAAAAUUAUUACUGAAAAGUCUUUUGAUGGUGUAACCCUUCGAGACUGUUCAAUAGCACAGCUGACAACAGCACUUAGAAUUUUGGCUUUUAUUUCAGAAAACUCAACUGUUGCUGCUGCCCUCUAUGAUGAAGGUGCUCUAAUGGUGAUCUAUGCAAUUCUAGUUAACUGCAGGUUCAUGCUUGAGAGAUCUUCAAACAGUUAUGAUUAUCUUGUUGAUGAUGUUACAGAAUGCAAUUCUUCAUCUGAUUUACUAUUGGAACGUAAUCGUGAACAGAGUUUAGUUGAUCUUUUGGUUCCGUCUUUGGUAUUACUAAUUACCAUUCUGCAGAAAUUACAGCAAGGUAAUGAGCAGCAUAAAAAUACCAAACUAAUGAAUGCCCUUCUGCGUUUGCAUCGAGAAGUGAGCCCCAAGCUGGCUGCAUGUGCAGCAGACUUAUCCUCAUCUUAUCCUAAUUCAGCCCUUGGGUUUGGAGGAGUCUGUCAUCUUGUUGUGUCAGCACUUGCUUUUUGGCCAAUUUAUGGCUGGACUCCCGGCCUUUUUCACUCCCUUCUUGCCAGUGUUCAAACUACUUCAAUUCUGGCUUUGGGACCAAAGGAGACCUGUAGUUUGCUUUGUCUUCUGAAUGAUUUGUUUCCUGAAGAAGGUGUCUGGCAUUGGAGGAAUGGAAUGCCCUUGUUGAGUGCUCUUAAAACAAUAGCUAUUGGGUCGUUGUUGGGGCCUCAGAAAGAGAGACAGGUUGAUUGGUAUCUAGAGCCUGGACACCUUGAGAAGCUGCUUAGCCAAUUGAGACCUCAUCUUGACAAAAUUGCACAGAUAAUCCAUCAUUAUGCUAUUUCUGCAUUGAUAGUCAUACAAGACAUGCUUCGAGUUCUUAUAAUACGCAUUGCUUGCCUAAAACCUGAAAAUGCUUCUGUACUUCUACGGCCUAUAUUAUCAUGGAUUCGUAUUCGUGUUUUUGACUCAUCUUAUCCAUCAGAGAUGGAUGUAUACAAGGUUCACCGAUUUCUGGAUUUUCUUGCUUGCUUGUUGGAGCAUCCAUGUGCUAAGGCACUAUUGUUGAAGGAGGGUGUUCCUGAAAUUCUAAGAGAAGCGCUGGAGAAGUGUCUUGAUGCCUGUGAUGCAGAUGGAAAACUGAUUUUAGAUGACGUAAAUUCUGCCAAGUGUGGUUUUACUUUGACCGGUUGGUGCCUUCCUGUAUUCAAGUCUAUCUCACUACUUUGUAGUUCUCGAACACCUCUACAAUACUCUGGGAGACAUGAUUUGUACAAGUUUGAAGAUUUGAGUUCUGAAGAUUGUUUGUUAAUUGCUCCAUACAUCCUUAAGUUUUGUCAGGUACUACCAGUUGGAAAAGAAUUAGUCUUUUGUCUUACUGCUUUCAAGGAAUUAGUUUCUUGCAAUGGAGGUCAAAAGGCUUUGGUUUCUACUGUAUGUAAUACUCGCUCAACUCUUGAAGAACUUGAUUCAGGGGGAAGACAUGAAAGGAAUGGGAACCUUAGUCUUCUUAAUGAGUUUGAAUGGAGAAAGAAUCCUCCUUUAUUUUGUUGCUGGACAAAGUUGUUAGAAUCAAUUGAUUCAAAAGAUGGCUUGUCAACUUAUGCAAUCGAGGCUGUCAGUGCUCUGUCUUUAGGUUCUUUGCGCUUUUGCGUGGAUGGAAAAAGUUUGAACCUGGAUGCGGUUGUCGCAUUGAAAUAUCUUUUUGGGCUUGCUGAUGAUGAUAAGAGUGGGACUGAGGGCUUUUCAGAGGAGAACAUAAAUUACAUACAGAAAUUGGCUACUGUUUUGAAUUCAAAUAUCAAUGAUGAAUAUGACUUUUCAGCGAACCCUGAUAUACAGACCACUUUGUCUCAGGUUUCAGAGUGUGUGAAGGCAUUGUUGUUAUUGUUGCAAAAUCCUACUGGUUCGGUUAAGGCUGAUGAUAUCAUCUUCAAUGAAGGAAUGCUUUCGUCACCCAAUGAUGGUCUAUUUCCUUCAAAUAUACAUCAGAUGGCAGAUGAUGGCAUUGAGAACCCUGAUGACAAUCUUUACUUGGUAGGACUUGAAGACAAGUUUUCGUGGGAGUGUCCAGAAACAUUACCUGAGAGAUUGUCACAAACAACUCUUCCUGCAAAAAGGAAAAUGCCUCCAGUGGAAGGCUUGAGUAGGCGUUCUAGGGGAGAAAACUCACUGGCUGAAACAACCCAGAAUACAUUUUCACGUGGAUUGGGUCCGUCUACAACAUCUUCUGGUCCUACUCGGAGGGAUACCUUUCGGCAGCGCAAACCAAACACAAGCAGGGCCCCGUCUUUGCAUGUGGAUGACUACAUUGCGAAAGAAAGGGGGAGUGAUGGUGCCACAAAUUCUAAUGUUAUAGUAGCUCAGCGAGUGGGAUCUGCUGGUGGACGAGCUCCAUCAGUGCAUGUUGAUGAAUUUAUGGCUAGAGAAAGGGAGCGCCAGAAACGUAUAGUAACAGUAGUUGGAGAGGCAGCAGCACAAGUGAAGAUUGCAGCUCCUUCAAGUGACACCCAGAAAGAAAAAGUUGACAAAUCUAAGCAGUUGAAGCCAGUUCUUGAUGAUGAUCUUCAUGGAAUUGAUAUUGUCUUUGAUGAUGAGGAAUCCGAACCUGAUGAUAAAUUACCAUUCCCUCAGUUGGAUGAUAAUCUACAGCAGCCUGCCUCUGUCAUUCUUGAGCAAAAUUCUCCACGCUCAAUUGUGGAAGAGACAGAGAGUGAUGUUAAUGAAAAUAGUCAAUUUUCUCAUAUGGGUACACCAUUAGCAUCUAAUGCAGAUGAAAACACCCAGAGUGAAUUUUCUUCCAGGAUGUCAGUCUCACGCCCUGAAGUGCCACUGACUCGGGAACCAAGUGUUUCUUCAGAUAAGAAAUAUUUUGAUCAACCUGAUGACUCAAAGAAUGUUUUUAACAUUAAGACCUCUAGUGGUUUUGAUUCUGGGGCAGCAGCAAAUAGUUCUGGGUUUCCUGCGUCUCUCUACAAUGGUGCAACACUAUCAUCCAUACCACUUGAUUCUAGGAUGACUUCACAAAAUUUCUAUCGAAAGAACAGUCCCCAGCAUGCUGGUAAUAUUCCAAUGGGUACUGGAUCUCGAGGACUUUAUGACCAGAAAGUUAUGUUGAAUCAACCACCUUUACCUCCAAUGCCACCUCCACAAACAGUCUCACCUGUAGUAUCUCAGGCUUCUGAUUCUAUCCCAAGUCAGUCUUCCCCAUUUGUAAACUCUAUGACAGAAUCACAGCUACCAGUGCCUACAGCAUUUCAAGUUCAACCAGAAUAUCUAUCAGCAUUUAGUGGCAGUAAUGCACCUUUAUCAUCUUCCCAUACUGGUGGAUCUGCUAGGCCUCCACUUCCUCCAACACCACCUCCGUUUUCUUCUAGCCCUUAUAAUUUACCAUCAUUAAAACCUUCUACUCCUCAGAUGUCCAUAUACAAUCAGACAAGUGUUGCAAUGACUGAGCUGCCCCAGGCCCAGAGCUCUGUUUCUCCUAUAAUUGAUGCACGGUUAAGCAGUGUUUCUGCAUCAGCUGCUGGACUAAAUUCUUAUGCACCACCUCCCCUCAUGCCACCCUUGGUCUUCAGUAGGCCAGCUUCAAUCCCUGCAACUCUUUAUGGAAGCUCUCCAGCUCAGCAGCACGUUGACAACCCACAAAAUAUCAUGCAGAAUCUCUCCAUUCCUCAGCCUUCCAUUCAGUCAAUGCAUACCCUAGCACAGUUACAGCCAUUGCAGCCCCCGCAGGUUCCACGUCCUCAGCAACCACCUCAGCAUCUUAGACCACCAAUGCAAGCAUCACAAUCAUUGGAUCAAGGCAUGUCUCUGCAGAACCCUGUACAGAUGCAAGGCCAUCCAUUACAGAUGCUGCAACAACCACAAGUUUCUCCAAUUCAUACUUAUUAUCAAUCCCAACAGCAAGAUUUAACAGCAGCACAACAACUGCAAGUUGAACGUGCCCAAUCACAAGUUUUACAUCAGCAAGGGGAUAUUGCAUUCCAGCUGCAACAAGAUUCAGGAAUGUCAUUACAUGAGUAUUUCAAGUCCCCAGAAGCUAUUCAGUCUUUGUUGAGUGAUCGGGAUAAACUUUGCCAGCUUUUGGAGCAGCAUCCGAAAUUAAUGCAAAUGCUUCAGGAAAGGUUGGGACAGCUAUAGCAGAGAUAUUGUCGAAGACCUUACUUCACGUCGGAGAACGCUUUAGACCUGUAACACCAGCGAGUUAAGGUUCCUUUCAAGUCCAUUAUUUUGUGUUGUGAAGGGCACCUCCUCGUUCGAUACUGCUGCCUUCCAUGAGACAAUCAUUUUUUGUCCAACAAACAAUCUUUGUAUUAUCCAUGUACUAUAUAUAUGUACAUUUCUUUCUCUAAUUAACUUUA